UAAUAUGUUCAACUUGCCAUCUUAGCUUUAAAUAAUUUUUAGAAAGUUUUUAUUCGACAAUUUAAGUACUUUUACCAUGAAGAUAAAUUGGAAGACGUUUCCAAAGUUAUUUGUCGUGUUGCCUGUACUACACUACGCGCUCUCGUUAUUUAUGCAAUCCGAAUCCGAGGAGCACAAACGCAGAAAGGAGCAGGCGAAUGCAAAGGACGUGACUAUUGCGCGCUUAAUGCAGAACGAAGGACAGAAAUAGUACGCCAAGUGUGACACCCUGUAUAAAGAACUGCGAAAUUUUUUUGGCUGUGGUAAGGAAGUAAAUGCACACAAAUUACCCCCAGCCAAAAAGUUAUCGACAAGCCCGGACGACGACAGCAACAACAACGCAACGAAACGAAACGGAAGCAGCAGUCAAGGUGCAAAGCAAAAUCAUUACACCUGUUCCUUGACGAGGCGAGUGGCCAAUGUGAGUGAGUGUAGAAAGCGUAGAAAUCGAACCGAGAACCAGGCCGAGGAUGAGGCCGAGACGCGAAACGCUAACGCUCGAUAAUGCAAAGGGUUGAGCAACGCGUGCAGCCGCUGCAAAUGCCGCAGCUAGUGUCUUUGGGCUAGGGUUAAAUUUUUGGGCAUUGGUCACGCUGCACUUGCCACGCUGCGCUGUUGCAUGUUGCAGGCGACACAAAUACGAACAUUUCGCUAUCAAAAUUAAUAAAAAUAAAUGCGCUUCGCUCCGAUGCGCUGCCGUUAAUGAGCACGCAGCCAAAU
This is a messenger RNA of Drosophila novamexicana, 759 nucleotides long. RefSeq lists its product as uncharacterized. Bases 77 to 250 code for a protein of 57 amino acids. The record is from RefSeq and is a predicted model, not a curated record. NCBI's taxonomy places the organism in Eukaryota, Metazoa, Arthropoda, Insecta, Diptera, Drosophilidae. The transcript is spliced from 2 exons.